GCCCGCAUUUAGGGCUGGAUAUUCAAAGCGGCUAUGUCUUCUAUGCUUGUUAAUAAAUGCAGUUGAUUCUAAAUAAAUGAUGCUGUUUUAUUCAUUAAUUUAGUGAACUUCUCAACCACAUGUUAUUGUUCUUUGGAACUGUAUGCUAGUACUAAGGUUCAAAGACAUGGCUUUUCUGCUUUUACUACUAUUUAUACUAGAGGUUCACUCGCUGAAUAUUUCGCAUGUUAUCGAAGUGUAUACUAACAUUUGUGGAUCUAAACUUUGUGGUCGUUCUACACAUGCUACACAAUCGGAUAUAAUCAAGAGGUUCAACAUAUCUGAAUGCCCUCCUUGUUACUGUGACAAACAAUGUUUUUCGCAGGGGAACUGUUGUCCCGAUUUCUAUUUUUCUUAUCCCUUAAAAUGCACAAACACAAACAUUGUAGAAAAAAGUCCUUAUAAAAACAGUACUUCAGUUCUAAUGGUUGAUACUUGUCCAUCCUUUGCCGACAACAAAACAAUGUAUCUAUGCGAAAAGAAGAACGACGAGCUAAUAGAUAAAAUACAAAAUUCACCGGUUACUUCUACAAGAAAUAAUUUGAUUUAUAGAAAUAUUUAUUGUGCGUUGUGUCAUAAUGAAACUAAAGAAAAUCUAAUUAAUUGGAAGCUGGAAAUUCAAUGUACCGAUUUCGCAGAUUUCAAUUUCCUAUCGUCAUAUGAAGAAAUCCUUAAUACUGUUAAUGCCAAAAGAUGUAAUAUCGGAUUCCACACCGAUAUUCCAACACGUGAUUUACCGAUAUGUAUCUCAGUGGAUGAAAUACGAGUUCAAAAAUGCAAUAUUACUGGAACAUGGAAAAAGUAUGAUUCAGAUAUUCAAAAAGCGUGUGAGACAUAUAAUCAGAAAAGUUAUCCCUUUUUCAAGAACAUAUUCUGUUUUAUAUGCAACCCUCCACGCAACCAAGAUAAUAUUAUUUCUCAAUGUAACAUAACCGGUCUAUGGCGGCAUAAUGAUUCAAAUUUAGAACAAGCAUGCAAAAUGGGUAUGUCAUCUACAAUCGUACUUCCGUUUAGAAAUAUUUAUUGUUACAUAUGUAACAAUGGUAUAGUGAAUCAUGUGAAUAAUGACCUAGUGAAUUUCGCUAUGAGAAAUAAAUGUCAGUUAUCAAGUCGACCACCAAAACCUGUAAAUCCAGCGAGAAGGAAGGGUGUGGAAAUAAUGUUUAACAAAAGUAACGUUACUAGACGGUGGCACAGAAUUGAUCCAGAUAUCAAAUAUGUAUGUGAAAAUAUGAACACUUCGACAUUUUCUACAAUUUUCUGUCUCAAUUGGCACCCUAAUCGUCAUAAUGAAACGUUAAUUUCAUCAUGCAAUAUGACUUUGAAAUCGUCGAUGUAUGAUUUUAAUACAAUUGAACAUCUUUGUUUAACUCUUCCUGCUAUUGCGAAUGAGGCACCGUAUAAAAAUGAGUUGUGUAGACAAUAUAAUGAAUAUUCAUAUUUGUUUUCAAGUAGUCACAUAAUAACAACUCACAGACCACCACCAAAUGGUUUGCCUUCAUUCCGAGUCUUAUUUACAUUACAAUUAACAAGUUAUGAAAACAAAUUAGACAGUUCAAAUGAAAGCAGUUGUGAUGAUGUGUUUAUCCAGGAAACGGGUGAAUGUCGGAACUUGAAGUGCUAUCCAGGUAGAAUUUUGAUUAAUGACUCUUGUAUUCCACUUCUUCCAACAUCUACUAAUCUUGGAUAUAUAUUAGCCGUCGGUAUGAAAAGUUUACUAACAGAAACGAUAAACUCGACUCGUUUAUUUUUACAAUCCAUUGAUACGUUUUUUCAAAUGCAUCUAUAUAGAAAAUUGGAAUUUAAAAUGAACUCUUGCACCGAAUCAUCACUUUUACUGACAGAUUUAAGCUGCGGCACUGGAACAACAUGGGAAAAUGGUACUGAAAUAAUUCUUGUUGGUCAGCUUACUAUUUUUAUACCAGAAUAUGUCAAUUGA
Messenger RNA from Mytilus trossulus (common blue mussel), 1978 nucleotides. RefSeq lists its product as uncharacterized. The record is from RefSeq and is a predicted model, not a curated record. Bases 143 to 1978 code for a protein of 611 amino acids. The transcript has 4 exons. NCBI's taxonomy places the organism in Eukaryota, Metazoa, Mollusca, Bivalvia, Mytilida, Mytilidae.